This is a messenger RNA of Ectocarpus sp. CCAP 1310/34, 872 nucleotides long. NCBI's taxonomy places the organism in Eukaryota, Phaeophyceae, Ectocarpales, Ectocarpaceae. The record is from the annotation of a GenBank genome assembly.
UCUCGCAUUUGUUCGCGAUCGCCUUGUCGGCUUCUCUGACGAUGGCUGUGGUCACAAAAUGGAACGCUUGGAGGCCCCUCUGGACCUCGUCGCUGGUGUAUUGGAGGCGGUACAGCUCCGAGCUUGGCACGUUUGGGUUGCCGACAGGUGCAUGUCUCUCGUUGUUGCCGAUCAAUUGGCCGUCCAGUCCUACACUCUUGUCCGCUUGAAUGAGCGAUUUUCUCCACGAGUCAUACGCAUGGCCGCGACUCUCCCUUUCGAGACGCGGGGCAUUGACUGUUACUCUCUUCAUGUGGCUAAUCCUGUAGCCGUCGAGGAAUUCUCCAUUUCCUCGAAUCACGGGUAUCUCACCUGGGGGAUUCAACCCCCUCGCUUCCCCGUAGUCCGGUCCUAUGCCCGGGCCCACUCCGGCUGGUCCAACAGGGUUCGCUCCCGAUCUGCUGGCCCAUCCGCCUUCCAGCAGCUGCCGUGGUCCUUGCCCACUAUCUCUCGCGUGCUGCUGGAGAAAUCCCCCGCUUCCGCCGUGCGGCUGCAGGGGCUCUUGGCUUUCGGGAGCAGCAACCCAGCCGCCCCUACUACUGACUGCAUCCGCCACGACGCUGCCAGGCUCCUCCUUCUUCACCGACUCCUACACCAGGGCCGCCAAAUGCGAAAUUUGCAUUUGCAAACUUGCAAGCUUCGCAUCGCGGCCCUCCUGCACCGGCGGGCGGAUCUGUUCUCCGCUCGCAGCAGCGCGCUCUUCGUCUCCAGCAGAGCUCAUCCCAAUGUGGCUUCCCUCGAGGGGCAAAAAACAACUCUAGAGUGUUUGCAGCCUACGCCACUUAUUUAUCGGGUGAGACUGUUUUGGUGAUGUAUUAACUUCACGAGAGGUC